AUGAUCACUUGCAAAGCUUCAAGCUUCAAUUUUGAAACCAGCCCAUCUCAUCAAAUUCCUCUAAAAAGAUACCUGCCAAGUUUGCCGGCGAAGUACACAUCUCGUAAAAGCACAGUAGUGUCAUGUUCUUCUUUUGCUGAGGGGCAGCAAUGGAACGCCAGAAUCGCUCACUCUACAGCAAAGGCAAGUCAAAGAGCCAACAAGUUCCAAAAAGAAGAAGAGGAAGGAGAAGGGGAGAGAAAGGUUUAUUGUGAAGUGGAAGUUAUUUCUUGGCGGGAAAGAAGAAUUAAGGCACAAACAUUAGUCAAUGCUGACAUUCAAUCAGUCUGGAAUGCUCUUACUGAUUAUGAGCGACUUGCUGAUUUCAUCCCCAAUCUUGUUUGCAGGAAUGGAGUUAACCUGAGUAUCCCUGCUUUUGUUCCUGUAUUGUUGUUCAACAUUGGUGUUUUGUGUUUUGGGUUGUUAAGUGGGAGAAUUCCUUGUCCACAUCCUGGGAGGAUAUGGCUAGAGCAGAGAGGAUUGCAAAGGGCACUCUAUUGGCAUAUAGAAGCUCGUGUUGUCUUGGAUCUCCAAGAAUUUCCCCAUUCAGCCAAUAAUCGUGAACUACAGUUUUCGAUGGUUGAUGGGGAUUUUAAGAAGUUUGAAGGCAAAUGGUCAGUGAAAUCUGGGACAAGUCAUGGAACCACAACAUUGUCAUAUGAAGUUAAUGUGAUGCCAAGAUACAACUUUCCAGCUAUUUUCCUGGAGAGGAUUAUUGGAUCAGAUCUUCCUGUAAAUCUUCGAGCCUUGGCUUGUUGGGCAGAGAGAGAUUUUGAGGGGAACCAGAAGGCAGGAAUUACAGAAAGUGAGACAUCUUUGACUGUACCUACUUCUCCAGGCAUAGUUUUAGAUGGUACUUUUCGUGAGAAGGAUAAAUUGACAACUGGAGAUUUAAAAGAGAGCUAUCCCAGCUCAACCUUUGGUCCCAUGCCUCCACCUUCAAAUGAUUUAAAUAAUAAUUGGGGAGUGCUUGGAAAAGCUUGCAGAUUAGAUAGGCGAUGCAUGGUGGAUGAAGUUCAUCUGCGCAGAUUUGAUGGCCUAUUGGAAAAUGGAGGGGUUCAUCGCUGUGUUGUCGCUAGCAUAACUGUAAAAGCUCCUGUUCGUGAAGUUUGGAAUGUUUUGACUGCUUAUGAGAGUCUUCCCGAGUUUGUUCCCAACUUAGCCAUCAGUAAGAUUUUAUCUCGAGAAAACAAUAAAGUUCGCAUUCUUCAGGAAGGAUGCAAGGGUCUAUUAUAUAUGGUACUUCAUGCACGUGUUGUUCUAGAUUUAUGUGAACAACUUGAACAGGAAAUCAGUUUUGAGCAGGUAGAAGGGGACUUUGAUUCAUUUCAAGGAAAGUGGAUUCUAGAGCAAUUAGGAAGUCACCACACUCUACUGAAAUAUAAUGUCGAGUCCAGAAUGCACAAAGAUACAUUCCUUUCAGAAGCUAUUAUGGAAGAGGUUAUAUAUGAAGAUCUCCCAUCAAAUUUAUGUGCAAUUCGAGACCAUAUCGAGAAAAGGGAAGCCAGUAAUGCUUUGGAAACAGAUGAACCUGAACAAUAUUCAAAGGAACUAGAUUCAUCCAAAGAUGACAGUGAUUAUGAGCACAGUAUGGUCAUUCAGCAGGUUCCUGAUGACAACAACCCCAAUUCACUUAAACAAAGACCUAGGGUCCCAGGAUUGCAAAGAGAUAUUGAAGUUCUUAAAUCCGAGCUUCUGAAAUUCAUUUCAGAACAUGGGCAGGAAGGAUUUAUGCCCAUGAGAAAGCAGCUCCGUUUGCAUGGUAGAGUGGAUAUUGAGAAGGCCAUAACACGGAUGGGUGGAUUUAGAAGGAUUGCAACGUUGAUGAAUCUCUCCCUUGCUUACAAGCACCGUAAACCAAAGGGAUACUGGGACAACUUUGAGAAUUUGCAGGAAGAGAUUAAUCGAUUCCAGCGGAGUUGGGGAAUGGACCCUUCAUUUAUGCCAAGUAGAAAAUCUUUUGAGCGUGCAGGGCGAUAUGACAUUGCACGAGCAUUGGAGAAAUGGGGAGGACUUCAUGAAGUUUCUCGUCUUUUGGCGCUCAAGGUGAGACACCCCAAUAGACAGACAAAUUUUAGUAAGGAUAAGAAAAUUGAUGAUGUGGCAUCAUCUAGAACUAAUGUUGAGGGUGAAGACAAGAUUCCAACAAACGCUUAUGCAUCUCAGGAUGCACAAAAAUGGCUCAUGAAAUUUAAAGAUUUGGACAUUAAUUGGGUCGAUUGA
Messenger RNA from Dovyalis caffra, 2262 nucleotides. The record is from the annotation of a GenBank genome assembly. NCBI's taxonomy places the organism in Eukaryota, Viridiplantae, Streptophyta, Magnoliopsida, Malpighiales, Salicaceae.